UCUAUUUCUGUUUCUAUUUCUAUCACCUUUCUUCUAUAAUCAUUUUUCUUUUUCUAAGAAGAAAAAAAGUGAGAGGAAAUUGUAACGUCAUUUUGAGAGAGAGAGAGCCCCUCUUCUCCUCUACAGUCCCUUAUUCCCCAAAUCAAAAAAAAUCCCGCUUCCAGCUCUUGAAGCUUUGAACGCCCACUGCCCUUUCUCUUUAGCUUCUACUAUAUUUUACUUGGAAAAUCCAUAUAUGCACUGUUCCUGUUCCGUUCUUUGGUUUUGUUUUCUCUUUUAAUGGCGGAGUUUCCUCCAAAUUUGGAGGAUGGAGAGCUUUGGCUUCCUUCUGAUAUAUUUCUCAAUGAAGUUCCCUCCAAAUACAACCCUUAUCGCAUCUCUUGCAUGGAGGAUUUUGCUGGCCAUUUUGCAGCUCUUUCUCUGCUCCAAAAUCACUCAUCUCCAACCCCCUCAAGGCCCCAUCCAAAAUCGCCGCUCAACUCGCAGAGGUUCAAAAUAGCGGUUAGAGAAUUAUCGGCGAGCCAUUUGCCACCUGUGUCCCUUGGGGUUAAUGGCGGUGCUGAACUGGGUCAAAGACUUAAUGGGUACGGAAGCGGACCCCUUUUGGCCAGGUCUGAACCGUUUCAUGAGUUUCAAGUCCAGCCACAGGUUGACAGCUACCCGGAUACAACGCUUAGGGUCUGUGAAAGGCAGCGAAACCCUCCUCAGAUUCGGCUUCACCCUUUUCCGGGAAGUGGGUUUGGAUUUAGAGGUGGCGGUGGUGGUGGUGGUGGUGUGAGAGAAUCUGGGGGUACUGGUGUUUUCCAUCCUCGCAUUGUGAACCCCACAACAGCUUCUCCUGCCACCACUGAUGUUAAAAGGAAGCAAGUUGUGAGAAGCAGAGCAGAGAAUCAAGUCAACCAACAGAGGAAUUCCAUGAAAAGUCCUGGGGUCAACAAGCAGGAGGAUUGCUAUUAUCACCUUCCUCCAGAGAUGGGUUUGCCCCAUGACUGGACUUAUUGAGCUUCUCAUCUUCAUUUUUAGUGUAGAAAUUGGUCAAGAAAGAUAAAAAAAAUUAAGAAUAAGACCUGUAGGAGAAGAAGAUUAGAAGGUUUAAUAAUGACUGUAUGUUCAAUUUCAUCUUGUUGGAAUGUUCGAUUUAGUUCAUUUUCAA
Molecule: messenger RNA, 1153 nt
Organism: Manihot esculenta (cassava)
Lineage: Eukaryota; Viridiplantae; Streptophyta; Magnoliopsida; Malpighiales; Euphorbiaceae
Exons: 4
Coding region: 280-1002 (240 amino acids)
Source: RefSeq, a predicted model, not a curated record